CGUCACUGAGCCGCCACAAUUCGGGCACCAACGACACUUCCACCACCCUCAAAACAAGCAUCAGUCGAGCGUGGAGACUGGGAGAAUAUGUCGAGGGCUCUGGACAAAGAUGUAGCCGCAUCCCUUGAGUCCAGCGACAAGGCCGAGGCCCUUGCGGCUUUUGUGGCUAUCUCUGGUGCCCUUACCCAGCAAUGCCAAACGGGAACAGGAACCGACGAUGGCCUCGUUGAGAUCGAGCUCCUGGGGCGGAGUCAUCCAACUCCCGCAGGGUGCCAUGUCCUCCAGGACGGCAACGCCAUCGCAGUGCCCAAACUGUCCCUGGUCCGGGCCUUUAUCGUUGCGCGCAUGCGGGCAAUAGCGUGGCAGCAGCAGCAACAUACUGCCACCAACGAUGCAGAUAUCCUUGCUGUCACGGCCGUCCAGCUACUUAUGGACCCAGAGCACCUGACGGCUGCCAACACGCGCAAGCGGGCCCUGGUCCGGCGGGCCGCCACCAACGGCAGCGGCGCUCUCGCAGACGCGGUCCGGGCCGAGUUCAGGCUGGUGGACUCGCUGCUCACGAGCCGGUUGCACCGACACACCAAGUCGCCGACGCUGUGGAGCCACCGGCGCUGGUUGGUGCAGAGGUGCACCGAGUGGUCGGUUGCCGCUGCGGAUGUACACGACGCGCUACAGCACGUGGUCAUGGUCUCGGCGGAGAGGCAUCCGCGGAAUUACUACGCCUGGUGUCAUGCCAGGUUCCUGGUCGCACCGCUUGUAUCACGAUCAUCAAAUCCCAGAGAGGGUGGCGUGGAUUGUUAUAAUGGAGCACUCGAGAAGAUACUCGACAGCACAAAACGGUGGGCUUUUAGCCACCACACGGACGUGUCCGGCUGGUCGUUCUUGUGGUUCUUGCUUUGGCCUCCAGCAGCCACGUGGGUCCAGGAAGGACCGGGAACAAGCCGUGCCGCGGCCGUUGUCGCCGAGGCGGCCGAGCUGGCCGUCUCACUGCGGUGGACCAACCAGUCCGUCUGGACCUUCUUGCGCACCGCGGCCGCUGUAGGCCUAUUGCCCCAUGGCCGCAGUGUGUACGAGCGCCUAAGGGCCUCUUUGCCACACGAUUCCCCCGGGCUGGAGACUCUUCGUCGGGCGGAGGACUGGACCCGCGAUUUUGGGGCUUGUGAUGUCGCCGCCAUCUCAGUCUCAUGAUACCUGGGUCUUGUUCUGUAUCUCAUGAUUGGCAAUGCGGCGACUUGUUGAUCAAUGGAAUCCGCAAUAGUGGCAUGGGAAACAGUCAACGGAUGUCAGCAUGUCUGUCUGGGUGAAACGAGGCAACGCUGAAUAGUACAUCCGGAUACCAACACGACCCUCGGCAACAUUGCAAUCAGCCUUGUUUCGCGAGGGUGAGCAAAUGUGAUGUGGCUGUUAGUCUCUUAGCCCCGCAAUAACAGUCUCUAGUAUGUGAUAUGUAAAAUGACAGUAGCGGUGCGACUUGGCGU
Molecule: messenger RNA, 1478 nt
Organism: Gaeumannomyces tritici R3-111a-1
Lineage: Eukaryota; Fungi; Ascomycota; Sordariomycetes; Magnaporthales; Magnaporthaceae
Exons: 1
Coding region: 88-1188 (366 amino acids)
Biological process (GO): protein prenylation
Cellular component (GO): cytoplasm
Molecular function (GO): protein prenyltransferase activity
Source: RefSeq, a predicted model, not a curated record